Chrysemys picta bellii (western painted turtle) is the source of this 1476-nucleotide messenger RNA. NCBI's taxonomy places the organism in Eukaryota, Metazoa, Chordata, Testudines, Emydidae. The record is from RefSeq and is a predicted model, not a curated record.
UCCCUGCCGACCCCUCCCCGGGGAAGCUACAUCCGCCCCCGGGCAGGGGCCACUCGCUCCCCCACAGGACGCAACAGCAGCGGCGGCGGCGGCGCUCGGCGCUGCACUGAGCCGGCCGGGAUGCCUCUCCCUGCCUCCCCGCAGCCCGCUCCGGGCCCCGCCCGGCCCGUCGCCGUGACCGAGACCGGGCUCCUGGGGACCGCAGUGAAAAUCCCGCCGCACGGCUGCAAUAGCGGGGCGCUGCUGGGCAGGCUCGGGGUGCUCGUCCAAGCCCUGCUGGCCGCGGCGGCUUUCAGCACCCUGAUGUUAAAGCGCUUUCAGGAGCCAAAAGAAGAGAGGCGUCCCUGGAGGAUCUGGUUUUAUGAUACCUCCAAGCAAGCAAUAGGUGCCCUCUUCAUCCAUUUUGCUAAUGUUUUCCUGUCUGGUCAUACUGCAGAAGAUCCCUGCUCUCUCUACCUAAUGAAUUUCAUCCUCGAUGCCACACUGGGGAUGCUGCUGAUCUGGUUCGGUGUGAAGGUUGUCUCCUGGGUUGUGGAGCAUCGGAAGUACACAUGCCUAGUCUUUGGAGAGUAUGGUGACCCUCCACAAGCUGCUGCCUGGAUUGGCCAGUGCAUCCUCUACUUGCUGAUAAUGGUCUUUGAGAAGACUGUGGUAAGCCUUGCCCUGUUCAUCCCUGGCUGGACAAAGCUUCAGGAGAUUUUACUGGAUUAUAUCCCAGACCCUCAGCUAGAGCUCGUCCUGGUCAUGUUCAUUGUGCCUUUUACAGUCAAUGCUGUUAUGUUCUGGGUCGUGGACAGUUUGAUCAUGAGGAAGUAUAAGCAGACGGACAGCCUUGAAGGCAGCAGGUCCAUAGAAAACCCCGUGAGGAAUGAAGAAUCCCAGAGCAGUGCUGUUCUGGGAGAUGUUACCUAUGGUAUGUCCCGUUAAAAGGCACUAAGAGGUAUGAGAUCUCCAGCCAAACAGACGCUCUAACCACUGAGCAAUGAGUCUCUGUCAAGAGUUGAAUUGUUCUUGUUCUUCCUUUAGGCGUUGCUCUGUCCUGACUUGGAUUUUGAUCAGUCUGAAAGUGACGAAGACAUCUCAGGACUCCAAGGAUCCAGCCAGAAAACGAGACAGCCAGGCUAUCAGGUGGUAGUUUAAUAGCGACUUCAAACUGAGCCAAGUGGAGAGAGUUCCAACCAAGAAAACAGCAAUAGAGACUUUUGUAGAAAACUGGACUUUGAUCUGAUGUUAGAAGCUGGGGUGGGGAUGCUAGUUUUAUUGCACAGUUAAAUGGAGAUCACAUGCUGGGACUAGGCAGAUCUAUCCUUUGCAGUUAUUUUCCUGAUGGCGUUUCUGUACCUUCUGCAUUCUUGUUGCCCAGUGUGGUGGCUGGCUCUACGUACACCGUUAACUCCUGCUGUACCUGUAUUUGUCUCUAAACUGGACACUCCUAAUCACAUCAUGGUUAGGACUGUGGAGUUAUAUUUCUGUGGC